Molecule: messenger RNA, 749 nt
Organism: Nematolebias whitei (Rio pearlfish)
Lineage: Eukaryota; Metazoa; Chordata; Actinopteri; Cyprinodontiformes; Rivulidae
Gene: gh1
Product: growth hormone 1
Exons: 6
Coding region: 61-675 (204 amino acids)
Biological process (GO): animal organ development; positive regulation of growth; positive regulation of receptor signaling pathway via JAK-STAT
Cellular component (GO): extracellular region
Molecular function (GO): growth hormone activity; growth hormone receptor binding
Source: RefSeq, a predicted model, not a curated record
GGCAUCAGAUCACAGAGCAGACUCACCUGAGGCAGCACCUGACCUGAUCCUAGACCAGCCAUGGACAGAGCCAUCCUCCUGUUGUCCGCCGUGUGUGUGACCGUUUCCUCUCAGCCAAUCACAGACAGCCAGCGCCUGUUCUCCAUCGCCGUCAGCAGAGUCCAACACCUCCACCUGCUCGCCCAGAGACUCUUCUCCGACUUUGAAAGCUCUCUUCAGACAGAAGAACAACGUCAACUCAACAAAAUCUUCCUGCAGGAUUUCUGCAACUCUGAUUACAUCAUCAGCCCCAUCGAUAAGCACGAGACGCAGCGCAGCUCAGUUCUGAAGCUGCUGUCCAUCUCCUUCCGGUUGGUGGAGUCCUGGGAGUUCCCGAGUCGUUCUCUGUCCGGAGGUUCUGCCCUAAGGAACCAGAUCUCACCAAAACUGUCUGAACUGAAGACAGGGAUCCUGCUGCUGCUCAGGACCAAUCUGGAUGCACCAGAGAUCUUUACGGACACCUCGGCCCUCCAGCUGGCACCAUAUGGAAACUACUACCAGAGCCUCGGGUCUGAGGAGUCGCUGCGGAGAACCUAUGAACUGCUGGCUUGCUUCAAGAAAGACAUGCACAAGGUGGAGACUUACCUGACAGUGGCAAAGUGCCGACUCUCUCCAGAAGCAAACUGCACUCUGUAGCCCCGCCUCUCCAGCCGAAGGCCCCGCCCCCGCCCCGCUCCUGAGUCAACAUAGGCCCAUCUUCGUGUUUGAUG